AUGCUCAUCGCUCCUGUCAACACAACUUGGAAAAUGAAAAAUCACCGCGAGCGCUUCCAAUCCAGCAGCAGCACCGACGAAAAUGACUCGGGCUCCGAGCCGGAGCACGAGGAGCACCUCCAGCUCCAGCAAGGCCAGCUGGAUAUGGUCAACCUGGCCCUGGGCGCCACAGUCCGAAAGCGGCGCGGGAACCUUCCCAAGCACUCUGUCAAGAUCCUGAAGCGUUGGCUCUACGAGCACCGCUACAACGCCUAUCCCAGCGACGCUGAAAAGCUGACACUUUCUCAAGAAGCGAAUCUCACUGUCCUGCAAGUUUGCAACUGGUUCAUCAACGCCAGACGGAGGAUCUUACCGGAAAUGAUAAGGCGUGAAGGACAUGAUCCCCUGCACUACACCAUAUCUCGAAGGGGCAAGAAGUUAAGCGGAAUUGGCGGGAUGGUGGAGCAGCCCCAGGUGAACUGGAAUGGGGAGUUGCAGACUAUUGGGGGCAAGAGGGUGCGCUUGGAUCAUGAUUAUGAGGACAGCAUGACCUUGAUGUACCGUUCUGAGGAGGAGAGCCCCAAUGAGUAUGAGAGUUCUAGUCCUAGUGAGGAGGAGAAGUUCACCCCCUGGCAGACUGUCAUUCGCUAUGGGGUUUCUAAUAAUUCCAAUCAUCCUGCUAGCAGAGGGCACUAUGAAGACUUGAGUAAUAAUGAGUACUGGAUGGCCCCACAUCCCCAGUUGAGUCACUUGCAGCAACCUACAAACCCUAUCCCCACUCCAAAAGUACAGGUGAUGCCCUCCCACUCGGUGGAGCAGCUGAUGACCUCCGACCCUCUGACGACCGACGGCGAGGAGGAGGACAAGUUCAAGUGCCUGUACCUGCUAGUGGAGACGGCGGUGGCGGUGAGGCAGCGCGAGAAGGAGCAGGGCGAUCUGCAGAUGUAACCGCGACCCCCCCCCUCCCCCUACCCCUCGUGUCGGUAAUCGAUCAAAGGGGUGCUCGUCGGGGGGUGUUUUGGGGAUGAGGAGGGUUUUUAGGUCGUACUGCCACAAAACGAUUGGUGGAAAGUCGCCGUAA
This is a messenger RNA of Phaedon cochleariae (mustard beetle), 1060 nucleotides long. The record is from the annotation of a GenBank genome assembly. Lineage: Eukaryota; Metazoa; Arthropoda; Insecta; Coleoptera; Chrysomelidae.